UCCUUUUUGCUCAGAUCUUUGAUCUCUCCUAUAAUCUCCGUAUAAACUCUGAUUCGCUGUAAAUAUCAUCUUUGAAGUGCACAACUGAUCAUGGCGCUCGCUGAAGUUUGUGGCCUCAAUAAUUACGUGAAUUUCACAUCUUUCGAUGAUAAAAAUCAGCUGCAGAAUGAAAUUGACAGUUACAGCAGGAAUUUCGGGAAUAACCUGUCUUUAGCUGUUCCUCCGUACGCAAAUCCGGCUGAAGGGCUUGCCCAGCUGGCCAGUGUACCAGAUGACAAUGGCAAGAACUUGAAAAUAAAAUUUGAUCAUGGAACAACAACUCUUGGUUUCCGUUACCAAGGGGGUGUCGUCCUGGCUGUCGAUUCUCGAGCCACUGGGGGUCAAUUCAUCGGCUCUCAGAGUAUGAAAAAAAUCGUUGAAAUCAAUGAUUACUUACUGGGUACUUUGGCUGGUGGUGCUGCUGACUGCGUGUACUGGGAUCGAGUUCUUGCCAAACAGUGUCGCAUGUACGAAUUGAGAAACAGAGAACGAAUAUCAGUAGCUGCUGCCAGUAAACUCAUCUCCAACAUGGUUUACAAUUAUAAAGGAAUGGGACUGUCCAUGGGGAUGAUGAUUGCGGGAUGGGAUAAACGUGGACCAGGCCUCUACUACGUCGACUCUGAAGGCACCAGGACUCCCGGAAAGGUGUUCAGCGUAGGCUCAGGGUCAGUAUUUGCGUUUGGAGUUUUGGAUUCUGGUUAUAACUGGAAUCUCACUGACGAGGAAGCCUAUGAUCUGGGAAGGAGAUCUAUUUACCAUGCCACACACAGAGAUGCUUAUUCUGGAGGCAUUAUCAGAGUUUACCACAUGAAAGAAACUGGUUGGGUGCACAUUUCUGACGAAGACUGUAAGGACCUCCACUACAUGUACCAGGAGGAAAAGCAGAACGCUGUCAAUUAAUUUCGACUUCAUCAUUCUCUUA
Messenger RNA from Fopius arisanus, 961 nucleotides. It is a transcript of the gene Prosbeta5, whose product is annotated as Proteasome beta5 subunit. The coding region runs from base 91 to 939 and encodes 282 amino acids. The transcript has 5 exons. Gene Ontology annotation, cellular component: proteasome core complex. Lineage: Eukaryota; Metazoa; Arthropoda; Insecta; Hymenoptera; Braconidae. Gene Ontology annotation, molecular function: threonine-type endopeptidase activity. The record is from RefSeq and is a predicted model, not a curated record.